Molecule: messenger RNA, 2734 nt
Organism: Erigeron canadensis
Lineage: Eukaryota; Viridiplantae; Streptophyta; Magnoliopsida; Asterales; Asteraceae
Exons: 7
Coding region: 129-2627 (832 amino acids)
Source: RefSeq, a predicted model, not a curated record
GUAACGUUACAAUUUCUUCGUAGAGUUCAGAACUUUGAGCUAAAAUGGUGACACCCAUUUGUAUUUAGAUGAACUUUUGUUCUUGGACGAACUAUUAGUAGCAGUCAUUCUGACAUCAUCAUAAAUAAAUGGGCGCUCAAAAACAUGGCACAAAGGGUGGCAGUGGAGGUGGUUAUGUUGGCGGCUUUCUCCAUCUAUUUGAUUGGAAUGCAAAAUCUCGCAAGAAGUUGUUUUCAAGCAAGUCAGAAUCACCAGAACAACCGAAGCAGACGAAGAGAUUGGAUGGGAACAUGCCUAUGACUCGAUUCAAUACGAUGGAUGAAGAUGAGAUGAUGGGUCGCUUGAGUUUCAGGGGGAGCAGUGAUUAUAGCUGCGCAACUUCAGUAACUGAUGAAGAUGGUUGUGGCACCAAAGCUCCUGGGGUCGUCGCUAGACUUAUGGGAUUAGAUUCAUUGCCAACUUAUAACUUCUCUGACACGUAUUCAAAUCCAUCUUUUGAUUCCCAGUCUCUUAGAGAUUCGUCAGCAUAUUUUAGUAGAAAAGAUCCUGAAUCUGAAUCAAUGGAUUUUCAAAUGGAGCCAGUUCAAAGACAUACACAAGUCAAACCUCAAAAGAUGGUGAUCAGUAGGGCAAUAGAAAAGUUUCAAACUGAAACUUUACCUCCAAAAUCAGCCAGGUCGAUUCCAAUCACACAUAACAAGCUCUUAUCCCCUAUCAAAAACUCAGGAUUCGUGUCUUCAAAUAAUCCUGCUCGUAUAAUGGAAGCUGCAUCAAAGAUACCUCUUGUUAGAUCAUCAUCACCAUCACCAUCACCAUCAUCAUCAUCAGUUCCGUUUAGGGUCAAAGUUUCGAGAGAUAAAAUUGAGAUUUCUAGGAAACCCAAGCUUCCAGAAGUUCCUCGAAGGCCAUUAGAGUCGAAUGCUACUAAGAAUGUUAAAAGCCAACAAUCAUUAGAACCGAAAAAGUCAGUUUCUUUAGCUCUUCAGGCAAAGGCUAAUGUUCAAAAACGCGAAGGGUUAAAUCAUCGAACACAACCUGUCAAAAGUCAGUCAAAUUCCCAAAGAAAUGUCAACAAGAAUCCUGUUUCUUCAAAUGUGCUAAAGCAGAAUAAUCAGAAACAGAAUAGCUUAGUUGACCGAGGAAAGACAACCCCGAAAUCUUCAUGUCCUACCACGGGUCCACAAGCAAGAAAGCCGGUUACCCAGAAAACAAGCCAUAAAAAGGAACCAUACUCCAUAAAUCGAAGAAAGCGUUCUAUGGAUGAAAGUGAUCCAAAUAAUACUCAUGCCGAAAAUAAUAGUCUUCGGGAUAAAAGUUAUAGAAGUAAUAAAAGUGAUGUAGUUUCUUUUACAUUCACAGCUCCAAUAGCACGCCCAGUGAUCUCUGCCAAAGAAUUUUUAAAUAAUCGAAGUAAGAACAUGCUAGAUUCUACCAAUAAUGCUUCAAACUCAUCAUCUAUGAGCUAUAAUGUUAUUGGAAGUGAUGCUUUAAGUACCCUUUUGGAGCAAAAGCUAAGGGAGUUGACUGGUAAUCCGGCAUCUGUAUCUGAAGAGUCAUUGGCUGCAAUGGAGAGUGACAUCAGAUAUGAUUCGACUGCAACAGAAAGUGACAGUAGAGAGGACUUGAGUUACAGGUCUUCUUCAUAUGAUCCUCUACACCUUGCAACGAAACAUCAGAAGCCUGAUCAGGACCGGUAUAGAAUUACUGGUGAUGAUCCAAGCUACGAAUAUUCUUCAAAUGAUCCUUUAGAACUUAUAAAAAAACAAAAUAAGCUCAAUGUGGAUCAGGAUUCAAGUUCAAGUUUUGGAUUUUCUACAAAUAAUCACCUUGAACUCAUGAAGAAGCAUCACAGGCUGGACUUGGGCCAAGAGCAAAUGAAUAGAGAUGAUUCAAGUUACGGGUUUUCUUCUAAUUAUCCUCAAGACCGGAUGUUUCAUGACUAUGAAUACCGAAAAUUCCUCAAUGGUCGAGAACCAAGCCCAUGCUCAGUACUCGAACCAUCUUUCAUCACAGAAAGCUGCAAUUCUUCAGAAACCGCUGAUAGUUGCAUGCAAAGUUCAACUUCUGUUCAAGCCCGAGGGUUGAUUCCUACAAGCUGUACAAACAACCCAAGCCCAAUGGAUGUAGAUACCGAGUUAUUAGACUCAGCAUCAUCCAUCACAACAGGUGCCAAAUGGGAGCCAGAGUACGUGAAAGAAGUGCUUUCUGAUAUCGAGGCUAUGUUUGUUGAUUUCACCAUUGGUAAAACCAGGAAGAUUGUGAACCCACGCGUGUUUGAUCGGCUAGAGUUUGGUAGACCGAAUCAAGAAGUGGUUAAGCUGAGGCGUGAGCUCAUGUUCAAUUGUGUCAGUGAGUGUAUGGAGACAAGGUGCAGGGUAUGGGGCAAAGGGCUAGCAACCAUGAGAAAACCAGACCAGUUAGCUCAAGAAGUGUAUCAAGAGAUUGUGGAUUGGGAAGAUAUGAAAGACGGUAUGGUGGAUGAACUCGUUGAUAAGGAUAUGAGCGGACUUAACUACAAAAAAUGGCUCGAUUUUGAGGUUGAAGCCUUUGAAAUUGGAAUAGAGAUCGAGUCCCGGUUACUUGCUUCUUUGAUUGAUGAAGUUGUGGACGAUAUCUUAGUUCUUUGAUGGACCCGUUUUUUUAAAUAUGUUUUUACUUAAUUUUUGAUGAUUAUAUUGCAUAGAAUAUAAAUGUAGAAACCUGUAAUGGUAAAAUAUUUAAUUUGCAUGGUAAA